Molecule: messenger RNA, 2281 nt
Organism: Hydractinia symbiolongicarpus
Lineage: Eukaryota; Metazoa; Cnidaria; Hydrozoa; Anthoathecata; Hydractiniidae
Product: dnaJ homolog subfamily B member 11-like
Exons: 8
Coding region: 77-1165 (362 amino acids)
Biological process (GO): protein maturation; protein folding
Cellular component (GO): endoplasmic reticulum
Molecular function (GO): misfolded protein binding
Source: RefSeq, a predicted model, not a curated record
CGUGUACUUUCAAUCCACGAUGGAGAUUGAAUGUCUAAACUUCAGCGAAUAAGAAAUCACCGCGUCCAAAUGUAAGAUGGCGUCCCUCCGCUGUGGUAAUGUACUGCUGGUUUGUUUACUUCUCUCCGCACUUCUUGUUGUUUUUGCUGGGAGGGACUUCUACAAAAUACUUGGUGUCAAACGAGAUGCAUCACUUCGUGAAAUUAAAAAAGCAUAUAGAAAGCUUGCCAUGAAAUGGCAUCCUGACAAGAAUACUGAUGAUCCUCAAGCACAAGAAAAGUUUCAAGAUUUAGGUGCAGCAUACGAAGUAUUGUCUGAUACGGACAAAAGAAAAACAUAUGAUCAACACGGAGAAGAUGGUGUUAAAAAGAUGGGUGGUUUCAAUGGUGGUGGUUUUGAUCCAUUUGAAUCUUUCUUUGGUGGUUUUGGGUUUGGUUUUGGUGGUGGUAACCAACGCCAGGGACAAAAUGAAGUCCCGAAAGGUGGAAAUAUUGUUAUGGACUUAGAAGUUACAUUAGAAGAGCUAUAUACUGGUGACUUUGUUGAGGUUCUGAGAGCUAAGCCAGUUGCCGAAACGACAAGCGGAACAAGGAAAUGUAACUGUCGAAUGGAGAUGAGAACUACACAACUAGGUCCCGGCCGUUUCCAAAUGAUGCAAGAGGAAGUGUGUGAUGACUGUCCAAAUAAAAAGUUUGUCAUAAAAGAUCAAGUUUUGGAAAUAGAAAUUGAACAAGGAAUGAGUGAUGGACAAGAAUACCCAUUUGUAGCCGAAGGUGAGCCUCAUAUUGAUGGUGAACCCGGGGACCUUAUAUUUAAAAUUAAAGAAUUAAAACAUAAAAUAUUUGAACGUCGUGGCGAUGAUUUAUACACGAACGUGACAAUCAGUUUAGUAGACGCGCUGACUGGUUUCGAUAUUGAAAUUCCACAUUUGGAUGGUCAUAAAGUGAACGUACAUCGUGAUAAGGUAACAUGGCCUGGUGCAAAGAUUAAGAAGAAGAAUGAAGGCAUGCCGAAUUAUAAUGAUAACACUAAAAAAGGAAAUUUGGUAAUUACUUUUGAUGUGAAUUUCCCGAAAGGUGAAUUGACACAGGAGCAAAAAGAUAGCAUAAAAACUCUAUUGAAUCAAGCAUCCAAACAAACUGUUUACAACGGAUUACAAGUGUGAUGCAAACACAGCUUUUUAUAGGAGAAAUAUGAAAUUGAAUUUUUUUAACGUGAUUGUUAGAAACGUUUAUAUCACCAUUCUAAUUGCCAUUCAGAAUAGCCAUUCUACUCCCAAAGUCUCCUUAAUAAUUCCAAAAGAUCUAAUUAGCUACCUUCUUAAAAGAUUUAAAAGUUUUCCAGCUUAUAUUUAUAUAAGAAUUAUAUAAAUAUCGCAUUCCUCCUAAAAUAUUAAGACAGAGUUUCUCUUUCUCUAGGUUUUAAAUUUUAAAUUUGACUAUCUUAGGGGAAAUUUUAGCUGGGCGGUAAUUUUACACAAAGGCGAAUUGUGUCAAAAAACGGCAAAUUUAGAUUUAGUUACGCUAAUUUUAAAAUAUUUGACCCUUUAGUAAAUUAAAUCUACACCAAAUUAAAUACAUAUUUUUGUCACUCCUUUUAAAACUUUGAGUAAUGAUAUGCGUGCGACAAAGUAAUCGAUAUUGAAUAUAAACAUAUAUUGCAGCUUUUGUAGGUUUUUCCUCACGAAGGAUGACUCGAUUUUAAAGAAAUUUUUUCCCAUUAUUUCCGUUACUCGUUAAAACUAAGAACAUGAUGAAUGCAUUCCAAAGGUCCCGAUCGCCAAGUUUUCUUCUCUUAGCCGCCCUGCGGUAGUAUUGUACCAACAGGCUUUUUUACCGGAGCACAGUGGGUACUGGAUGGCAGGUAGUAUAUAUUGUUUUAGAAGUUUCGUGUUAGACGUUCUCAUUAACAUUAUUUAAAUUUCAUUUUUAAGAGAAAAAGAUAUAGUUUGUGGUGUCGAGUGUUGUGUCGAGUAGAGUGAAGUGUUCUGCUAACUUUUUUAGCACGUCGUGGUCACAUCUUACUUCUAUGUGAUACUGUAUUUGGUAUUGUCCAGUUUUAUGUUACAGUGUUAUUCAAAUUUUAAAAACUUAAGCGAGUAGUAUUUAUCAUAGUUCUAAAACAACUUUGUUUCUUUUUUUUUUUCUUACUUUUCAGUAAUUACUUCAUAUUUGUUUUAAAGCACACUGCAUGUACGUUCGAAAGUUUUUAAAACGCAUAAAUUAUUUGUUUUUUUGUAGUUUUCCAGGUUUUUGAGAUAGUGAAGAAAUGGUUCCUCUAA